This is a messenger RNA of Ixodes scapularis (black-legged tick), 1035 nucleotides long. RefSeq names its product protein canopy homolog 2 (gene sel). The coding region runs from base 131 to 685 and encodes 184 amino acids. NCBI's taxonomy places the organism in Eukaryota, Metazoa, Arthropoda, Arachnida, Ixodida, Ixodidae. The transcript is spliced from 5 exons. Gene Ontology annotation, cellular component: endoplasmic reticulum. The record is from RefSeq and is a predicted model, not a curated record.
GCGUCGGGCGUCGUCGGCGGCGUUCCUGUCGGCUCGUGCAGAGGAGACGAAACGCAAGCGUAGCACCGCGGCGGUUGCAAGUACACGUGUACGAACAAUUGCUCUGUCCGGUGCGCGUUUUACCCUCACGAUGCGUAGCAGCAGCAUUUUAUUUAUUCAGGUUACAUUGCUAAUUUUGAGCACCACAUCUCUAUGUGACCCAACAAUGAAAGAUAUCAAAUGCGAAGUUUGCAGAGCCCUUGUAAAGGAAUCCGUGGAUCUAAUCGCGAAAGCCGAUCCGAAAAAGAAGAUCCCCGUGGGAAGUUUCCGACUACGAGCUGACGGCACGCAGGAACAGAAAACGGUACUCUAUGCGGGCUCAGAAACACACAUGCAUGACCUCUUGGAACAGGUGUGUUCCUCCCUGGACAACUAUGCUCAGGCUACUCACAAGGAAAAUGGCGAACUGAUCCUUGUCAACCUGAACAAGGACAUUGGAAAACUGAGCACUUACCAGGUUCUGGCCAACCCUGACGAAAACGGAAAGCUCCGGAAGCUUUGUGAAGACAUGCUUGGAGAGUUCGAAGAUGAAUACAUCCGGGUUUUCUCAAAGCAAAAAGUCAGAGUUGAACCUCAAGCAUUCAAGUUGUUCUGCGAAGGCAAUGAAGAUAUCUGUGAAUCAAGAGCUACAAAACAAGAAUUGUAGUCAUGUUCCAAAUAGGGAUACAUUUUGCACAGUUGGACAUUUGUUACUUUAUCGUUUUGUUGCAUUUUCCUGGGCAUUUUCCACAUUUACAAAAGCAUGCUACUCCAUUUUUAUUUAUAUCUUGCAUACAAUGAUCUUGGCUGGCCCCAUGUGAUAUUUUCAUCAAUGAAACGAGUUACGGUCGAACUGUGACACUAAAGAAUGUUCUUCACCUUGUCGCCUUUUUUGGGAGGAAUUGCAAUGGCUCUAGACGCACAUUAUCUUAGUGGAAAUGUAGCUUGAUUUUUUAAACAAAUAUGCAGGUGUGUGAAUGGGUAUACUUUAGAAUAAAGGAAACGUUUGCUUAUGAA